This is a messenger RNA of Tachyglossus aculeatus (Australian echidna), 2360 nucleotides long. RefSeq names its product homeobox D4 (gene HOXD4). Bases 404 to 1123 code for a protein of 239 amino acids. Gene Ontology annotation, molecular function: RNA polymerase II cis-regulatory region sequence-specific DNA binding; DNA-binding transcription factor activity, RNA polymerase II-specific. Gene Ontology annotation, biological process: anterior/posterior pattern specification; regulation of transcription by RNA polymerase II; embryonic skeletal system morphogenesis. Gene Ontology annotation, cellular component: nucleus. Lineage: Eukaryota; Metazoa; Chordata; Mammalia; Monotremata; Tachyglossidae. The transcript has 2 exons. The record is from RefSeq and is a predicted model, not a curated record.
CUCUGCUCGGAUAUUCGAUUUUCCCGAAUAAGGGUUGGGGAUGGGGAAAGAUUCGACUGAGGCUUGGAAAAGUCCUUGUCAGAGAAAAGCUCGGGGUACCUGAAGGGCAAGGAGAUGGGCACGGGGGGUUGGGGGGUGGGGACCGUCCCCAAGACGCUCCCAUCUGUCUGGGAAGAUCAAAUGUGUGGCGCGGAAUCACUUGAUUACACGUAUGUUAUUUAGUUAAAUUUGUGAAAAUUAUGAGAUGCUCACAAAUCCGGUGAUAAACUCCCUGGCUCGCCAUUGGCUGAGCUGGUCACAUGGGCCACUAACUUUAUUCAGUUGACAGCAAGUAGGAGGGCCCUAUGGAAGGAGAAAAAAAGACAACACGAGAAAAAUUAGUAUUUUCUACCUUCAGAAAUUAAUGGCCAUGAGUUCGUAUAUGGUGAACUCUAAGUAUGUGGACCCCAAAUUUCCUCCUUGUGAGGAAUAUUUGCAGAAUAGCUACCUAGCGGAGCAGAGCUCAGACUAUUACAGUGGCUCGCAGGGCUCGGAUUUCCAGCAUCAGGGAGUCUACCCACGGUCAAACUACAGCGAGCAGCCCUUCAGCUGUACCAAUGCCCAGGGCUCUGCGGGGCCGCCGCGGGGUCAUGGACAGGAGCCAUCCGGACCGGCCAGCCACUACCCCGGGCCGGCGGAACACUGCCCACCGCCGCCUUCCCUGCCCAGCUCCCGGGCCUGCAGCCAACCGCCCGGCCUCAAGCAGCCUCCCAACGGGACAGCCCUCAAGCAGCCGGCCGUGGUCUACCCCUGGAUGAAGAAAGUGCAUGUCAACUCGGUGAAUCCCAAUUACACCGGAGGGGAACCCAAACGGUCCAGAACAGCCUACACCAGGCAGCAGGUUCUAGAACUGGAAAAGGAAUUCCACUUUAACAGGUAUCUGACGAGGCGUCGUCGGAUCGAAAUAGCCCACACCCUGUGUCUGUCUGAGCGCCAGAUCAAGAUCUGGUUUCAGAACCGAAGGAUGAAGUGGAAAAAAGACCACAAGCUGCCCAACACGAAGGGCAGAUCCUCCAAUUCUGCCUCGACCCAGCAUUUACAGACCGUGCCGAAGGACCAUCACACUGAUCUGACGACUUUGUAGAAGAGGUGAAAUUCUUCCCGUUUCAUCCUUGGCUUCUGAACUGUGGUGUGUAGAACUGACGUGAUCCAAACAGAACCUGCAUGUAGCAGCAAAAGGCUCCCGGCUGUCCUUGCUUGAAGGUACUGGGGUGUACAAAGGAGAGCCAGUGACGAUUCUUUGGACUGUCUUGGCAUUCCUGUUAACUAGCACAACCUAAAAAACAAAAACAAAAACAAAAAAAAAACAAAACAAAAAAAACUCUCCUAGCAGGGAGUGGAAAUUUGAAAUAUAUAUAUAAAUAGAGAGAAUAUAUUGAAGGAGCUACUGAGGCCAUAAAACCGUGACGAAUCACUAAACAAAAAUGAAAAUUUCAUCUUUUCGGUUGUGAACUUAAAAGGGAAGGUUUGACGCUUUAUUCUGGUAUCAGUUUGAUUGUCUUUCAAGCCCACGCGGUUUGGGGCUUAUGAAUUUGGGCAAGUUCAGGGCAGGAGACUGCCGGUGGGGGUUGAAUCUUUCCAUUGAAACUAUGAAGCCUGAUUUCAGGAUUUAUGAACUUCCCAGGUGGGUCUGUUGCCCCUUCCAAAGUGUGCUUCAAUGCCCUUGCUCAUUUUCAUAAAAUGCCCGAAGAGAUGCGUAGGAACGAAAUGAAAACGGGUUAUUUUAUUUUCAGAUUGUAUUUUACGUAUAUUUAUUUAUUUGUCGAUUAGGGAUACAGAACGAAAACAAAUUCACACAUUCAAGCCAAAAAAUACUGAGAGGGGGGAAAGCUGAGAUACAAGAUUUCUUGUGAUGGGAACCGUGAGAUGAGAUUUCUUCUCGCUCUACCAGACAUUUAGAACUUUUUUUCUGUAAAUAUGAAAACGCCCUUAACCCUUUUAGAGAAAGAAAUGUAUCAAUCCAAAGUCAAUUUCUUUAAGAUGUUUUAGACUGUAUACUUUAUUUAGCUGUAUACUUAGAAAUCAGUUCUAUGUGAUUUUUUUAAGGCAACAAACGAUGAAACACUUUUAUUACGGAAAAACAAAACAAAACUACCCUAACGCACGGUGGUAUUAUCGAAAGCGCUUUGCGUUCGAACUCGAUUCCAAAAGCACACUUCCCCAUGUAUAUCGGAUUUAAAAAAAUCGAAACGUUGUCUUACUAGAAAUCUGGAAAAUAUAUUGGAGCCCGAAGAAACGCUUUGGGUUUUUUUUUUUUUGAGGGGUGGGGAGGAGAAGCAUUAACGAACAGCAACAACUAAAAACUGGAAUCAGAUGCUUAG